CAUCAACGCUACCUAGGUAGGUACCUUGCCUACCUCCAAACACCGAAAGUUCAGCCCAGCCCGCCUCCCCGAAAUGGGCCUUACCACCCUCCUGCGCGGCUUCAAAGUGCCCAUCGUCGUCCUCGACCGCUUCCUCGCCGCCCACGGCAUCCAGGAAACGGAGCAUCUCCCUCCCCACCUCUUCCGGGGCCUGGGCGGCAUGUCCGCCGCCACCCAGCAAGUCGACCCCCAAUCCGCCUUUUUCCGUGCCCGGCUCGCCGCCUCUAACCCGGAUCCGACGUCCCUAGACUCAGUGCGCCUCUUCGUCCCGCACCGCCGCGGCCAGGACCCCUCCGCCUACGGCUACGUCGCCUACACCUUCGUCAUGGUCUUUGGGCAGCGGCACGUCGACCUCGCCGUGGAACUCCCAGAGCAGGCCCCUCCCGGCUUUGCCGCGCUGCGGCGGGAGAUGCUGGGGUUUGCCGCCGAGGACGAGCAGGUCUUGCUCCAGGCUGCUGGUAUGCAAGAUCCGCGGGCGGAGAGCAAGUUUUUUGUGGUGAUUACCGACAGUCGCGAACUUCCGCUAGAGCGGCCGUUUGUAAGGGAGUCGGACCUCCGUUGCCAGCAGUGCGCAGACGGGUUCGAGACCUUGCCUGCGCUGCAUCUCCACAAGUCCGAGCUGCAUGGGGUGGACAUUAUGUCGAACCCAUUUCUGGAUGACCUUUGAGUCUGGCCCGUUGUUGCGGUUGGGUUUCUGGUGCGCUGUCAAGCAACGUUAGCCAAGUGUAUGGCACGGUAUCUCUAAUGGUGUGAAAAUG
Molecule: messenger RNA, 797 nt
Organism: Chaetomium fimeti
Lineage: Eukaryota; Fungi; Ascomycota; Sordariomycetes; Sordariales; Chaetomiaceae
Exons: 2
Coding region: 74-706 (210 amino acids)
Source: RefSeq, a predicted model, not a curated record